Molecule: messenger RNA, 3247 nt
Organism: Melopsittacus undulatus (budgerigar)
Lineage: Eukaryota; Metazoa; Chordata; Aves; Psittaciformes; Psittaculidae
Gene: PTGS2
Product: prostaglandin-endoperoxide synthase 2
Exons: 10
Coding region: 103-1914 (603 amino acids)
Biological process (GO): response to oxidative stress; cyclooxygenase pathway
Cellular component (GO): neuron projection; cytoplasm
Molecular function (GO): heme binding; prostaglandin-endoperoxide synthase activity; oxidoreductase activity, acting on single donors with incorporation of molecular oxygen, incorporation of two atoms of oxygen
Source: RefSeq, a predicted model, not a curated record
AAAUAGGCGGGCGCCUACCUGGGAGCGGCAUUGGGUUCUCGGCGCCGAGCACCCGCAGAGCUUGAGACACAGCAAGAGUCCCCGCCACAGCCCCGCCGGGAGAUGAUCCUACUGUGCGCCCUGGUGGCUGUCCUCCUAGCUGCCAGCCACGCAGCCAACCCUUGCUGCUCAAACCCUUGUCAGAACAGAGGAGUAUGUAUGACAACAGGAUUUGAUCAGUAUGAAUGUGACUGUACAAGGACAGGGUAUUAUGGGGAAAACUGUACAACACCGGAAUUCUUCACGUGGCUGAGGCUGACAUUGAAACCUUCACCAAAUACUGUCCACUACAUCCUCACCCACUUCAAAGGAGCCUGGAAUAUCAUCAACAACAUACCUUUCUUACGGGAUGCUAUUAUGAGAUAUGUAUUAACAUCAAGAUCACACCUGAUCGACAGCCCACCAACUUACAAUAGUGAUUAUAAUUACAAAAACUGGGAAGCUUAUUCCAACCUUUCCUAUUACACAAGAAGCCUUCCACCAGUAGGACUUGACUGUCCAACACCAAUGGGUGUGAAAGGUAAGAAAGAGCUCCCAGAUUCAAAGCUGAUUGUGGAGAAGUUUUUGCUAAGGAAAAAAUUUAUUCCUGACCCACAAGGUACAAAUGUGAUGUUCACAUUCUUUGCCCAACACUUCACUCAUCAGUUCUUCAAGACAGACCACAAGAAAGGACCUGGCUUCACCAGAGGUCUCGGCCAUGGGGUUGACUUAAACCAUAUUUAUGGAGAGACUCUGGAGAGGCAACUUAAACUGAGACUUCUGAAGGAUGGAAAGCUAAAAUACCAGAUGAUUGAUGGAGAAAUGUAUCCACCAACAGUGAAGGACACUCAGGCAGAGAUGAUCUACCCUCCUCACAUACCAGAACACUUGCAGUUUUCUGUUGGGCAAGAGGUGUUUGGUUUGGUCCCAGGCCUGAUGAUGUAUGCUACAAUAUGGCUGAGGGAGCACAACCGGGUCUGUGACAUCCUGAAACAGGAGCACCCAGAGUGGGAUGAUGAGCAGCUGUUCCAAACUACUAGACUCAUAUUGAUAGGAGAAACAAUCAAGAUUGUUAUUGAGGACUAUGUACAACACUUGAGUGGCUACCACUUCAAACUCAAGUUUGAUCCUGAGCUGCUGUUCAACCAGCGAUUUCAAUACCAGAACAGAAUUGCAGCCGAAUUCAAUACUCUCUACCACUGGCACCCACUUCUGCCUGACACUUUCCAAAUACAUGACCAGGAGUACACUUUCCAGCAGUUUCUCUACAACAACUCCAUAAUGCUGGAACAUGGCCUUUCCCAUAUGGUGAAAUCUUUCUCCAAGCAAAGUGCUGGCAGGGUUGCUGGUGGGAAAAACGUUCCUGCUGCAGUACAGAAAGUAGCAAAGGCUUCAAUUGACCAAAGCAGACAAAUGAGAUACCAGUCCUUGAAUGAGUACAGGAAACGCUUCAUGUUGAAACCUUUCAAAUCAUUUGAAGAACUUACAGGAGAAAAAGAAAUGGCAGCUGAACUGGAAGAGCUUUAUGGAGACAUUGAUGCUAUGGAGCUGUACCCAGGCCUUCUUGUAGAAAAGCCACGACCAGGUGCCAUCUUCGGUGAAACAAUGGUGGAGAUUGGAGCACCAUUCUCUCUGAAAGGACUCAUGGGAAAUGCUAUCUGCUCCCCUGAGUACUGGAAGCCUAGCACCUUUGGUGGAAAAGUUGGAUUUGAAAUAAUCAAUACUGCAUCCUUACAGAAGCUCAUCUGCAACAAUGUGAAAGGCUGUCCCUUCACAGCUUUCCACAUCUUAAAUCCUGAACCCACAGAGGCAACCAUUAAUGUUAGUACCUCAAAAACAACAAUGGAAGACAUCAAUCCCACACUACUACUGAAAGAACGAUCUGCUGAGUUGUAAAAACCCAUCUAUUUAUUUAUUUAACUGUAUAAUUUAUUCUAUUUAUGGCUUAAAGUGUUUUUUAAAAAAAGAGGGGGGCAAAAAAAAUACCCUAAACUUGAGCAUCUUCAUUCUGGAGGUUGCCCUAGAUGCCUUACUUGGGUAAGGUUUCUACUUACAAAAGGGAUUUUCUGUAUUUGAGCUCUACAGUGCUGAAUCCCUUGUUUAAAGUCUUCUGUAACAGAACUAUGUAUUCCAAACUGGACAAAGGUUCCAAUUUUUUUUAUGUUGUUUUAAUACUUGACAAAUAGUGUUAGUGGGGUUUUUGUCUCUUCACUCGAUAGGUCACAUAACACUACAAAAGCAGGUUACUUCCUCAGCAACUUCUUGAACAGGCCAUUGAAGUAAAAGUACAAGAAAAAAAUUCCUUAAUGAAAACUGCUGGAAAAGAUUAUGAAUUCAAUAUGAGCACUCAAAGAUUAACAAAAAUACAUAUACUUGAGACUUAAUCAUGUCAAGUCGCAAAAUGUGUUGCAUUGAUUGUUGAUACUACCUCUCCCUUAUUGCAAAUAAGGCACUUUGUGUAGUAACUUACGUUUGGUUUUAUGUGUAAAUCUACUUUCAUGUGGCAUUAUACUUUUUUAAUUUAUUUAAAGAAAAUGUAACUUCUUUUGGAUACUACUUGUUCUUGAAGCAUAUGUCACAGAUGUAUUAUUUAUGUAAAAAGAUAAUAAUAGGUACUGAGCUUAGAAAUAACUGUCGUGCUGCAAUACAAGGCUGCUUGUACCUUGCUUCAGAUGUUUUAUUGUGCAAGCUUGGGGAGGUCUUAAACUUAGUCCAAAUUAUUGGUAUCGUAGCUGUAUCUCUCUGGUCUACUUGAUAAUAUAAUUUUAAUCUUUGUCACUUUAAGGAUAAAUGGACAGUAUGGGUUUAGAUAAGGAUGUGACUAUAGGAUAGCUUUUAGUACCCAAACCCCAGAUUCUUGGGGAAUAGUGAAAACUGAGAAGCUGUGUAAACUCGCACAGCAGAGAAAUUCAUAUAGAGUAGGUCUAGCAAAACUUCAAGGCACCAAGACUUGAAGGUAGCUUAUGUCUAUGUACACAAGCUAUAUCUGUGACUUAUAGUUCUAUUUAUUGGGGGGAAGAGGGAUAAUGUUUUGUUUAUAACUUAUAAACAGAGGCAUUUUAAGUGACUUAAGCUUAUUUAAAACUGGCUAGCUAGCACAGAAUCUCCUAGGCAUAUUUGUCCUGAUCCAGCACUAAACUAUGUAGUCCUGCCUGAGUACGUAAGGAGUUACACAGGUUCUUGUACCACCACUUCAAACUUUGCCUGUAAGGGUAUUUUUUUUUUUUUU